Molecule: messenger RNA, 2008 nt
Organism: Erythranthe guttata (spotted monkey flower)
Lineage: Eukaryota; Viridiplantae; Streptophyta; Magnoliopsida; Lamiales; Phrymaceae
Product: Protein kinase superfamily protein
Biological process (GO): protein phosphorylation
Molecular function (GO): ATP binding; protein kinase activity
Source: RefSeq, a predicted model, not a curated record
GGCCUCCCUAGUAGACGAAAAGAAGUUAAAAGAAAGUAGACAGUACACCGGCUGACCGUUUCAAAAUGAAAGUUCUGCACUCCUCUCGUGACUUGUGUCCCACCUCUCUCUCUUUCUCUCUCAUCACUUUCUCUCUCCUCUGUAUCUUCUUCACCAUCACGACAUCAGAGCCCAACUACAAGCUGACAUUUGUUUAUACAAAUCCACACUCUUAAUUUUAUAGUGCUAGGUCAAUAGAAUCACGCUCUUAUUAUUCAUAUAAAAUAAUAAAAAGUUAACUUUUGAUUUCUUGAUCUCCUCAACCAAACCAAAUUAAUACUCUUUUUUUUUUUGUUGUUAAGUUUAUGUCUUUGACUCUUCGAUUCCUCUGCCUCAUGGCGCAGCCCACCUGAAAAAAAAGAUUAAGCGAUUUUUUUCCCUCUUUAUUGUUAUUAUCGACGGCGACGCAGAGAAAAAAAAAAAUAUAUAUGAAGUGCUUCCAUUUCACCAGCGGCGGGGAGCGGCGCUCCGGCGGAGACGAGGACGACGACGGCGGCGGCGGCGGCGAGCUGGACUGCUCCGCGUCGCGGAAGGUGUCGUGGGCGCGUUCCCUGAGCGUGGCGUCCACCAACCUGGACUCGCGCCGCUCCGAGUUCGACACCGACUCGCGCCGUGACUGGGCCGACUCGUCCGAGUUGUUCCAGGACUUUCUGACUCAGGGCCGCGCCAAUGAUCUGCGCGUGUUCACCUUCUCCGAGCUGAAGUCGGCCACCCGUGGGUUCAGCCGCAGCCUCGUGAUCGGCGAAGGCGGGUUCGGAUGCGUUUACCAGGGCCGGGUCAAGCUCGCCGAUUGCGGGUCGGGUUUUGGGUCCGAGGUGGACGUCGCUAUCAAGCAGUUGAAUCGGAACGGAUUCCAGGGGCACAAGGAAUGGAUAAAUGAAGUGAAUUUUCUAGGUGUGGUGAAACACCCGAAUCUCGUGAAGCUCGUCGGAUACUGCGCAGAUGACGACGAGAGAGGGAUUCAGCGGCUUCUCGUGUACGAGCUCAUGUGUAAUAAAAGCUUGGAGGACCAUUUAUUGACCCGCUCCGCUUCUCCUCUGCCGUGGAUCGUUAGGUUAAACAUCGCACGUGAUGCAGCUCGUGGAUUGGCCUACCUUCACGAAGAAAUGGAAUUUCAGUUGAUAUUUAGAGACUUCAAGACUUCAAAUAUUCUGUUAGACGAAGACUUCAACGCAAAACUCUCGGAUUUCGGAUUGGCGAGGCAGGGUCCAGCGGCUGGAUUAGGCCACGUUUCCACAUCGGUUGUUGGUACAGUAGGUUAUGCAGCUCCAGAGUACGUCCACACGGGCAGGCUAACCGCCAAAAGUGACGUGUGGAGUUUCGGAGUGGUGCUCUACGAACUUAUUACGGGGAGACGGGUGCUCGAGCGGAACUUGCCACGUGGCGAGCAGAAGCUUCUAGAAUGGGUCCGGCCUUACGUCUCGGAUUCAAGAAAGUUCCACAUGAUUCUUGACCAGCGCCUUCUAGAAGGUCAUAACUGCAUGAAGUCGGCUCAGAAACUAGCUUCCCUUGCCAACAAAUGCCUGAUGAAAAACCCCAAAUCGCGCCCCAAAAUGAGCGAGGUGAUCGAGAUGCUCGGUGGCAUCAUAGACGACUGCGGGCCCGUAGAAGCUGACGCGGCUGAAGCUGACGUGGCGGUGGAACCGAUCGAGAGGAGUCAUCACCGGAGAAAGGGUUUUGAUUUCGUGGAAUUAGUCAGGAGGAAUAGAUCGAUUGGGAAGUUGGAUUGGAGAAACUGGACCCCCGGUCUGGUCAGGACAUGAUAUCACUUACGGAGCCAGCAUAGGGUUGGGGGCCGUGGCCUCCUCCUAUUACUUCUCCAGAACUUGUUAUUUUUGUAAUAGGGGAUUUGUUAUUUUUUGAGGUAGUGUAGUAUUGCCGGCCCCCUUUAAAGAAAAACAACUGUGUAUAUUUGGGUCCCGCGAAUACAAAAUUCUGGCUCUGCCACUGAAAUAGUCUCUUACAUUCG